This is a messenger RNA of Diatraea saccharalis (sugarcane borer), 2286 nucleotides long. The record is from the annotation of a GenBank genome assembly. Lineage: Eukaryota; Metazoa; Arthropoda; Insecta; Lepidoptera; Crambidae.
AACAACUUUAAGUUUGGGAUUACUGACAGGUAGAAAUAUGUAGGGUGAGGGAUAGCGCCGGCGCUACCUGUUGUAGAAAGAAGACAAUAUAAUUAAAUUAAACUGUUAAUAGUAAACAACUUUCUUUAUUUAUAUAAUAAUAAUAUUAUAAUAAUCAAUCUUCAUAAAUGUGAGUAUCAUCAAUAAAAACUCACAUAUAAAAAUACAUUCUAUAUCUUAUACACAAAAAUAAGCUGUCAUCUCAAAAUGACGGCAUAAUGCACUAUGGCGGCGUGUUCGUUAAGGCACGUUGAUGAGGGCUACGCCCCGGGCGGCGCCAGGCGAGCGUCGGCGACUAGAUCACAGAAGGUGCGGGGCUGCGCCCCGGUGGCUAUCUCUCAUCUGAGUGGUGCUGGGAAGGAUGGCACGGCGGCGCACCAGCGUGGAGUGCACGCAGUUAUAGCGCAUCCAGCCGCACUUUGUACCGGAACAAAGGCAGAGACGUGGAUACCAUUGGAUACAGGCAGGGACGCUACUGCUGGCCUCUUCUCCUCGUUGUCUUCGAGGAGGUAAGGUCUGAAUAAUUUGAACGGUUUUCUUGGAGGUUCUGUGGUGGUAUUCGUAACAUAUGCUCUCAGUGGAGGUGGCGGUGUGGGUCGACGCACUGAUAAAUCUAUAGGUUCAGCAGCAGCAGGUGGCAAUGGCACGGUUAUCUGAGGUGGAAUAGUCGCCGGCAGUGUAGUAGGCACCUGCACUGUUGUGGAGAUGGCAGCUGGUGGUGGUGAAGGCAGUCGUGCACUUUCCGGUGAACCAACAGUAUAUGGUGGUGGGGACGGUGCUGGUUGGGGAGCGCGCCUCAGUAGCGCUGCCCGCAAAGUAGGCUCGGCUUGAAGCCACUUUUGUAUUUGGCGUCGAUGUAUGCCAAACUUCCUGGCAGUUGCACGUUGAUUACCGCGACAUUGAGCAUCGCGUCUGUAUGCUUCGAGAACUUGGAGCUUGAAUUGUGGUGGGAAGAUACGGCGAGAACCAGCGCGACCCUCAGGACGACGGUCGGAGGGCGCGGGGGCCGGUUGAGUGUGGGCUGCGGCCAUUUUAUUAAUAGAAACGUGUGCGCGUAGCGGCUGUCGGCGCCGAACUGACUGCUCGCUCGGUGUAGUGAGGAUGUUGGCGGCGCGCCGCUGCCCACCCGAUAUGAGUGUGCGACGCGCGCGAGGCUCGUAUACCCAUAAAGGCGAGUUUACAUGCGUAGCCCAAAAUUAACCGUCUUUUCAAGUAAUAUUGCAUUGAUUAAACCGUUCGUUUACAAGCAUAAAAUUACAAAUACAAUCGUGAACGUUUUAUAGGUGGAUAGUGGCAUAUUCACAUGUUGGAUUUUUUAAAUAAAAUGUAAAAAAGAGGCUGAAUCUGCUGCAUCUAUUCUUGUCUAAAAGUGUAAGUCAAAUUGCAAUGAUUCUUUAGUUGAGUCAAUUAAUUCUCUUUUAAAUAAACCGUGUUAACUUCGUCAUAAUUUGUUGUAAGUUUCAAGGGUUUAUAAAAUCAACUUGUAUCAUACAUAUCCGAUCUGAAAAUAUUUAUAUGAAUCUUAAUAAGCAAAUUGUAGAGAUGUAGUGAUAUAUAUUUUUUCUGUUUAAAAACAAUUUUACACAUAUUUGUCUCUACAAUCGUAUACUUUAACAAAAAACAUAUUAUUUCGCAAACUUUAUUAGUGUAAAACUUAGUUACUUUUGGAAUUAGGUGAACGCUUCCUAAGUCAGUAAUCUCGCCUCAUUCUCGGCGUGAAAAAAUGCCGCAAGUGGGAGCCGAUAGCUCGUAGCGCCACUAUCGCUAUCUUUGUCUAACGUGUAAAAUCUAUAAUGACAAAGUGAGAUGGCAUGUGAACUACCUAGGUCGCUGCCACAUCCGUUUACGAAACAAGUUUGCAUGCAUUGUUGUCGUAUUGUGCGCGCGGGUGGUUCAUGAGUCCGGGAGGGGGGGCGCAAGCGGCCAAGAAUGUGCACAGAACGGCAACGUAGCCGUCCGCGGCAGACAGGGUGUCGCCGGCUUACCGCCGUAGACAGGCCGUCGCUCGACGGCGCUAGCCCCUCCUGCACCCUUCUCACACCCGCGCCGCCCGCAGCGCACAACACAUCAACAAUUGGAGAGUGUGGCGACGGGCACAGUGGCCAGACGCCCGGUCGCUGGCAACCGGUUCCGACGGACUGGUCAUCAGCGGGCCCCGCCGCCGGCCUCCGACUCGCCUCAUUCACGGACACAUUAGCUUUCUACCAACCAGGUAGUAAUUCUAAUGGCAAUUACAAAGAGAUGUGA